Messenger RNA from Pararge aegeria (speckled wood butterfly), 1768 nucleotides. Its product is annotated as MAPK regulated corepressor interacting protein 2. Lineage: Eukaryota; Metazoa; Arthropoda; Insecta; Lepidoptera; Nymphalidae. The transcript has 5 exons. The record is from RefSeq and is a predicted model, not a curated record. Bases 70 to 519 code for a protein of 149 amino acids.
UGUAUUCUACUUCAGUUCGGUUCAGUGUGGAUUUUAAGUUAUAUUUUAUUCGUGUUACAAAAUUUUAAAAUGUAUACAGUCUCCAAAGGACCCAGCAAGAUUGUCGCGAAAACUCGUAGAGGUCUCUCACAGAAUCUAGAAAGGUUAGACAGCCGUAAAGACUACAACAGGAAAUCUUCAGAGUCUGACAAUGGAGAAAUAAUCAGCAUGCCAAAACCAGUAUUCCAUUCCAAUGGUAAAAAGACAGUGCACCAAAGAAUACAGCACAAUGUAAUAACUCCACAACACGAAGAAAUAAUCAGAUAUAUCAGUGAAACUUGGACACAAACAGCAAAUGGAGACAGUGAGCCCUCCACACCUACAAGCACAAUUGGAUCCGGUAGUUCCUCCCCUGCGCCCCCCACAAACCUUUACUACCAGGAUGAUGCGCCCAGCUCCGUCCUACACGACUUCAAGCCGUUUGACCUUGAAACCUGGUGGGGCAAGCGGCUCUUCCAGAACAUCACAAGCUCGCUCUGAGCCAACCAGGUCCAAAGAUAUAGAGAGGGAACAUGAAACAUUUCGGUAGCGUAAGUCACAAUCAAUUGCAGUUUACUAAAUUUUAUAAACAUAUAGCCUUUUUACUAGGGAUGUGCGGUAAGGUUUUGCUUUACGCAUAAAGCCCAUCAGUACUAGCCCUUAGUUUUAAUACCGAUUUUUGUUAGCGCAUCUGCAUCACUAAUUUUGGACAUUUGCAAUACGCGUCAGAAGCGAUUUCAAUACGAUACAUUAGCACAAUAUCGAUUCAGUAGCUUCUGCAUCGAUCUAAACGCGAGAUUGUUUCGGUUUUGGGAGUCAGUAUGGUUAAAGAAAGACAACCAGCAACAAAAUUUCGUUUGUAACCUCCCUUCAGAGUCCAGAAAGCAGGGUGUUUGUCCAGGAUAGGCAAUAAACUGGCAGCUUAUUUAAUGGAAGAUCCACCGCAAGUGCUGUGAUUUUAUGCACUUAUCAAAUGUAAACUAAUGACUGGACUUAGGCCACUAACUACAGAUUUACUUAUCUAGUUACUUCUUUAUGGUUGCGACAGUAAGAUAGAUCUAAGUUUAAUGGUAUGCACUUGAUAUAUGCGUAAAAGCACUGCCUAACCUGAAGUUUUUUUUUUUAUACGUGUUAAAGGUUUUUACCAUCUGCCCUUACCGCGGUCGUAAACACUUUGCACGCCUCUAAAUCUGUAUGCAUCUGCACCUUUUUCAACUAUGUUUUUAAUCACGAAAAUGUACUGCAGUCCUUACGAAAAGCGCAAUAACUUUGUUUCGGGCCUCGCAAACUUUUAUAGAUUCAAAUUUAAAAUUAAUUUAUUUUAAUAAGCCUCAUAUAGCCUUUUCGAAACGUCAAGUAUGACUGUUUGUCGUGACUCUACUACCGGUUCUUUUAAAACAUCAUUUUAUAUAUUUUCAAAGCGGAGUAGUUUGCUCCCAAUAGAUAUUCGAAGUCGGCAAUAUAAGUUCUACAUUGUCAGACAGUUUUAACGUAACUCUGGUUUAUUUUACUACAAUAUCCAGGACUGUGGAUGAAUCUAGUUAUUUCACUUCUCGUAAGAACGUUUAUAUGUUUAAAAUAAAUGCUAUAUAAGUUACACAUAUAAACAGUAAUAUAAGUUACAGAGUCGACAACUAUAUCGUCAUGAUCGUAGAUGAAUGGUGGAUUUGAAUUUUCUAAAACUUAAAGUUAUUAUACAGUUCCAUAAUUUAUUUUCAUUAAGUUAAAAAUUUAAAAAAUAAUUGUAAAU